Harmonia axyridis is the source of this 560-nucleotide messenger RNA. RefSeq names its product leptin receptor gene-related protein. Gene Ontology annotation, biological process: late endosome to vacuole transport via multivesicular body sorting pathway. The record is from RefSeq and is a predicted model, not a curated record. Lineage: Eukaryota; Metazoa; Arthropoda; Insecta; Coleoptera; Coccinellidae. The transcript is spliced from 2 exons. The coding region runs from base 168 to 542 and encodes 124 amino acids. Gene Ontology annotation, cellular component: endosome.
GCGACAAAAAUAUAUGUAACUGUCAGUGAAAGUUUUCUUGCCUUAGAAAUCAACGUGAUCCACUGAUCUUCGCAUGUAAAACCCUUAGUAGAUCUCUAAACUGGAAAUAAAAUAAACCAUUUCACCAAACGCCAAAAAGUUCAAAAUUAAAGUCGAAUGAGACAAUAAUGGCAGGAAUCAAAACACUUGUAGCUCUUGCCUUUACCGGAUCUUUGGGUAUGACGCUUGUAAUCUUAGCUUGUGCUCUCAAUGCCUAUUCAAGUUGGUACCCAUUCCUCGUCAUUCUAUUCUACGUACUAUCCCCAAUACCAUUAAUGGUAGCGAGAAGAUAUCCUGAUGUAUCAAGCUCCAGUAAUAUAGGUAUGGAAAAUGCAGUAUUUCUGACGAUGGGAGCAGUAGUCAGUGCAUUCGCUCUGCCGAUAGUUUUAUCCAGAGUACCAAUCAUACAAUGGGGUGCAUGCUGUUUGACCCUAUCUGGUAAUGUAGUGGUUUAUGAGAAGCUCGAAGAAAUGGCAAGAUGCAAGAAAAUUUCCUUGAGGUGACAAAUUCAUAGCAUGAAG